Messenger RNA from Dryobates pubescens (Downy woodpecker), 564 nucleotides. RefSeq names its product transmembrane protein 244 (gene TMEM244). The transcript has 6 exons. The record is from RefSeq and is a predicted model, not a curated record. The coding region runs from base 83 to 541 and encodes 152 amino acids. NCBI's taxonomy places the organism in Eukaryota, Metazoa, Chordata, Aves, Piciformes, Picidae.
GGGUGCAAGCCAGCUGCUUCUGCCUGCUGAUGGUGGCAGAUGGGAUACAGCACCAGCACUUCCUUGCCCUCGUCAUGUGGCCAUGGCUCUCAAGGUCAAAACUGCUGAAACCAAGGCAGUUCUGGUGAACCUGGUGAUAUGCAUGGUGGUCUUUUACACUGUGUACUAUGUGGUCCUGUCUGUGUGCUUUGCAGUAUUCAGGAUUAAAAUGUUGGAUGGUUUGGCCCCUUUUGAUUUUAAGACAAGUCCCUCCUGGAUGAACUCAUACUAUCUAGUGCUUGUGAUAUCCUUGGAGAUAACCUUCUUCAUCUGUGGGCUGCUCUUUGCCCUGGUUGUGGAAGAAUGGGUGUGGGAUUAUGCAGUAACAGUCACUGUCCUUCACAUCCUCAUCACUUCAGCUGUGAUGUCUGAAUUCCCCCUGAUGUUGCACUGGUGGCUGGCACUAGGGUCUGGAGUAAUUUCAAUGAUUUGUGGAGGACAGCUUCUGGCCUACUACUUGUUCAAGGACAACUUCAUUUACCCAAUUCUAGAUGAUUUUUGAAAAGGAAAAUGAGACUUUGCCUU